AACAAGGUUGCCCUCGAGCAGUUUGUCUACCAGCCCGUCAGCCGUGAAAUGAUCUCAUACCUGGCCAACGCUGCCCACAGCGUCAUUGCCUGCGACUCGACCCUCAUGCCACCACCCCGGGAGUCAUCAUCGUCAUCAAAGUCCCGGGACGCGCCUCCCACUCCACCACGAAGCCCCGAGCCCCGGGCCGUCUCCAGCACCGACGACGCGCUGCCCUCGCUGGAAGAGUUCAUCACCCAGCUGGUCGUCUCCUCCAACGUCCAGGUCCCAACCCUCAUGUCGACCCUGGUCUACCUCAACCGCCUCAAGUCCAAGCUGCAGCCCAUGGCCCGCGGCCUGCGAUGCACCACCCACCGCAUCUUCCUGGCCGCCCUGAUCCUGGCCGCAAAGUACCUCAACGACAGCUCGCCCAAGAACAAGCACUGGGCCAACUACACCCACAUGAACACCGCCGACUACGCCUUUGGCUUCACCCGCACCGAGGUCAACCUGAUGGAGAAGCAGCUGCUGUUCCUGCUCGAGUGGGAGCUGAGAAUCACCGAGCACGACCUGUACGCCCAGCUCGACGUCUUCUUGGAGCCCGCGCGCAUCAAGAUUGCCGAGCGCUACGCCCGCAAGCUGCGUCACCGCGAGGAGAAGAAGCGCCAGCAGGACAUGUUCCACGCCGCGGCCCACGCUGCCGCCAGGUAUCCCAGCCCAGUCUCUUCCCGGGGCCCAUCACGAUCGCGACACGCCAGCCCCGACCACUACCGCACCGCCAGCAACGGCUCCAUCACGCCGCCCGGCCUGGUCUACAGCUCGGCCAGCUCCUAUGCCUCGUCCAUCUCUAGCCGCCAGCACUCGCGCGCCACCACGCCUCUGGAGUCGGAUCCGUCUCCCUACCUCUACGGCACCAGCCAGAGCAGCCUGUACGACUCCCCCGUGGAGAUUGUCAUGGACAAGGACGAGUCCAAGGCGCAGGUGCCGAGCGUCCGCGCUCUGCCUUACGACAUCGCCAUCUCUGCGGAGCAAUACGAGCAGCUUAGCGAGGCCACCACCAAGAAGCGGCACCGACGCGGCGUGUGGGGCCGUCUCCUCGGCGGUGCCAGCGCCAGCGCCAUCACCGUCCGAUAGAGCUUCUUUUUUUAUCCAACAUCUACUUGUGUGUGUUUUGACCUUUUUUUACAGAAAAAGCAUGGCGUCGCGGAUUGUCUUUUUUGUCUUUCUUCCCCAUUUCUUUCUCACAUCAACUGCAAUUACUACUAUACUUUUGGGUCUCGGACUUGUCUCCUCUCGAAAGAAGCUGCAUGGCCGGCGCAUCGACAGGGUUGACAUUUCUUGGAGCAUGGCAAUAGGUACUCCGUUUUCGUGCCUUUGGAUAACAACAAACACCUAAUCAUCACUACACUUUUUUCCCACCAAUAUGUUAUACAGAGAGGAUAUCAUGUGCAUACGUCAAAAAACAAAUUCUGUGUCUUACUUUCAAUUUGCCAAGGGGGCAAACCGGAGUUUUCCUAUGUUUUGUCAUAUUUUUCUAUUUGGGGUUGGUUCAAACCAACGAGGCGAAGUCGCGAUGGGGGGCUAGGAAAUCGGCAGUGUGGGCAUUUUUGGAGGGGGGCCCUGCUUACAAUGGGUUGGGAUAGCCCUGGUUUUUUCGAUCGGAACUGUCAUGGAAUCUUUUUGGAGUUUUUUUCGGGAAAUGGGAAUUAACAGAUCAUGUUUUCCACUGCGCCGAAUUCCCCUUUCGAGGGGGGCCAGUGAGCUGAUAUUUCAUAUAUACUACACUUAUUUGCUUAAUUUUUUUUGAGAGAUAUCUACAGACUAUGUUUAGAUAAAUCAAUUCUCUAGACUUGGAUUAUUUCCAUCAAUCUC
Messenger RNA from Trichoderma atroviride IMI 206040, 1851 nucleotides. RefSeq lists its product as uncharacterized. Lineage: Eukaryota; Fungi; Ascomycota; Sordariomycetes; Hypocreales; Hypocreaceae. Gene Ontology annotation, biological process: regulation of cyclin-dependent protein serine/threonine kinase activity. Gene Ontology annotation, molecular function: cyclin-dependent protein serine/threonine kinase regulator activity; protein kinase binding. Gene Ontology annotation, cellular component: cyclin-dependent protein kinase holoenzyme complex; nucleus. The record is from RefSeq and is a predicted model, not a curated record.